Molecule: messenger RNA, 2480 nt
Organism: Cucumis melo (muskmelon)
Lineage: Eukaryota; Viridiplantae; Streptophyta; Magnoliopsida; Cucurbitales; Cucurbitaceae
Product: probable leucine-rich repeat receptor-like serine/threonine-protein kinase At3g14840
Exons: 17
Coding region: 954-2348 (464 amino acids)
Molecular function (GO): protein binding
Source: RefSeq, a predicted model, not a curated record
AUGUGUUUGUUAACAAAGUUUAAAAUAUCAAGUGGACAAAAUUAAAUUUCUUUUUGCUGACUGUGUCGUCUUCUCUCUUUCCCUCUCAUCUUCUUCAUAUCUCCAUUCUAAGGGAGGUUUGAUGUUGCCUCUCCAUAUUCUGUUGUCUUUACAAUCUUAUAUUAUUUUCUUUAGAGCAUCCGCAAGAUAAAAUUUGCUUUGAUCAAUGUCGUCUCUCUUCAGUUUCUUUAGAGAGCCAAACCUUUUAUCUAUUGCUGCAAAUAAAAUCCUGAAUGUAAAUUUCAAUUGUGUUGGGAGAUGCCCAUCUCAAGCUAGAAAUUUGACCAACGUUGCAAUCCCUUCACUCUAGAUCUGGAAGGGAAGGGAAAGACGCCAUCGAUUUUGGAAAUACACCAUCACAUUAUUAUAAAAGUUGAAGGAUUUAAUUAAAUUGAUAUAAUUAUUAUACCAGGGUUCUGCUCAAAAAUGAAAAAAGUUAUUAGAUCAGGGUUCAAAUUGCUAGUUUUCGAAGAAAAAAGAAAGGCAUUGAUUUUGAAAUAUUUGUUGGGAAAUGUAAAAAUUGGUCGUUGGAGAGUUUGGCAGGGACACUUCCAUCUCAGCUCUUUAGGCUGCCCUACCUUCAAUCACUGUCAGUUCUCUCUAUUUCUCUUUGCUUUGCAAUGAGAUUUUUUAGUUUGUCCAUCCCAUCUUCACUCUCCAAUUUUACUUUAUUUGUUUGUUUAUUUAUUUAUUUUUAUAUUCAGUAUUCUCAAUGAUAACAAUCUUAGAGGCGAAAUCCCACGAGAAUGGGGCUCCACCAAGUUUGUCUAUAUUAACCUUUAUGGAAAUCAGUUGACGGGUUCCAUUCCAGAAGAGACUGGAAACAUCACUACUCUUGAAAGAUUGAAAUUACAGAACAAUCACCUAUCAAGAAGGAUACCUUCAACACUGGGACAUUUGGUCAACCUGACAUCAUGAUCUCUCUUGGAACUAUCUUAGUGGCGAAAUACCUCGAGGGCUUCACCAAACUUAAAGAACUGUAUCAUUUCUCACUAUCUUGCAUUAUGAACUUAGAAGCCAAUCAUCUAUCAGGGAGGUUACCUUCAACACUUGGAUAUCUGGUCAACCUAGAAAUAUUCGUAAUCAAUGACAAUAACUUUGAAGGGCAAAUACCGAGUUCUAUUAAGAAUUGGCUAAAUGUUACGAGCAUAAGGGUUCAGGGAAGUGGGUUGAGCGGGCCACUUCCUUCUGAAAUCGGACUUUUGACCAAAUUAACUAAGCUAAUAAUCAGUGACUUGAAUGGAGCUUCAUCACCCUUUCCACCUCUUGCGAAUUUGUACAAUAUGGAAUAUCUAAUAUUAAGAAGUUGCAAUAUCAUGGAUGUGCUGCCCAGCUACUUAGAUGUGAUGGGAAACCUUACAAUUUUAGACCUCAACUUUAACAAAAUAAGUGGGCAGAUUCCUUCAUACUUUUAUUCGCUUGCAAGAGUAGAGAACAUAUUUUUAAACGGAAACUUGCUAAAUGGUUCAGUGCCUGAAUGGAUGCUGGAAACAGGGAACAACAUUGAUCUCUCUUACAAUAAAUUUGAAGCACUAUUAUCUAAUGGCUGUCAAUCACGACUUACAAUACCUAUUUUCAAGCUCUGCAACAGACAAGAAUUCGUAAGUUUUUGGUUUCUUCAGUACCACAAACCUUGUUCUAACUACUCGUAUAGUCUCCAUAUAAAUUGUGGUGGGAAAGAAGUAACCAUCAGUGGUACUACGUUCGAAGGAGAUGUAGAUCCAGGCGAGCCAUCGGUGUUUUUGUCAAGUAAAACAAAUUGGGGAUUCAGCAAUACUGGUCUAUUUUUGUAUGAUACUGGCGUUUCGGUUGACUAUAUUGAAUUGAAUCAUUCACUGAAUUUUCCUACACCAUAUUCCGAACUAUAUGAAAGCGCUCGAGUUUCUCCAAUAUCCCUUACAUAUUAUGCAUAUUGUUUGGGGAAUGGGAACUACAGAAUCAGCCUUCAUUUUUCGGAAAUUGUAUUAACAAAUGAUACAAAAUUGGGUGGCCAUGGAAGACGUGUUUUUAAUAUUUACAUCCAGGUAACAUUGCAGGGGAAGCUAGUGGUGAAGGAUUUUAAUAUUGUAGAUGCUGCAGGUGGUAUCCUCAAACCUGUCAUCAAAAGGAUUCCUGUUGCUGUUACUAGUAACACCGUAGAGAUUCGAUUUUAUUGGGCCGGAAAGGGGACAUUUCUCACCAUUGAGAAUAAUACAGGGUAUGGCCCUCUGAUAUCAGCCAUUUCGAUUGAACCUGGUGAUGGUUUUGGCCCAUUGGCCUUACCUAGUUUCUAUAUAAGAUUAUUGCUAGAGUGCUCUUUGAAAGCUUGAAAUGGCAAAUCUUCCUGCUUAUGGAAGACUCAUUAUUGGCUGGGAAUUAAUCCCUUGAAAGAUGAUUAUCACCACUUGUAUUUGUUCAAUCUCUUUAUGAAGGCUCUGCCACUAUUGCCGACUUUUGGUCUA